Paramisgurnus dabryanus is the source of this 2785-nucleotide messenger RNA. It is a transcript of the gene foxi2, whose product is annotated as forkhead box I2. Gene Ontology annotation, molecular function: RNA polymerase II cis-regulatory region sequence-specific DNA binding; DNA-binding transcription factor activity, RNA polymerase II-specific. Gene Ontology annotation, biological process: cell differentiation; anatomical structure morphogenesis; regulation of transcription by RNA polymerase II. The record is from RefSeq and is a predicted model, not a curated record. Lineage: Eukaryota; Metazoa; Chordata; Actinopteri; Cypriniformes; Cobitidae.
CACCUCUGAAGACUAACCUGGCAUACAUUUUAGUGUGUAGUACUGAGAGAGCGUGAGCUCCAAAGCUCCAACUUUGCCUCGUGCAGGCACAGGAGAUAUGAACACCAUCCAUAACAACAGUACCUCUGCUAUCAACCCUCUGCCAAAAAGCGCACACGAGUCACAGGAUAUGGCCGUGUAUUGUGACAACUUCAGUGUUUACCACCAACAGAACCUACCUGCACCCCAAAGACCAGCGGGAUACGGCCUGAGCGAGUACACACCGAGUCCAAACCCAUACCUGUGGCUUAAUGGACCUGGCGUCAACGCAUCUUCAUCUUACAUUCAUGGAAACAACAGCCCAUCGUUCAUCCCUCCUACUUACGGCUCUCAGAGACAAUAUCUCACGAACUCGUCCGGGUUCGCCGGUCCCGAUCUGGGCUGGCUCUCCAUCGCGAGCCAAGAGGAACUUUUAAAGCUCGUGCGUCCUCCGUACUCAUAUUCGGCGCUAAUAGCCAUGGCGAUACAGAACGCGCACGAGAAAAAGUUAACCUUAAGUCAAAUAUAUCAGUAUGUGGCAGAUAAUUUUCCGUUUUAUAAGAAGAGUAAAGCGGGGUGGCAAAACUCCAUUAGACACAACCUUUCCUUAAAUGACUGCUUUAAGAAAGUGCCGCGCGACGAAGACGACCCAGGAAAAGGAAAUUAUUGGACUUUGGACCCCAACUGCGAGAAGAUGUUUGACAACGGAAACUUUCGCAGAAAAAGAAAGCGCAGAUCCGAAAACAACACAGGUGUUGCCAGCAAUACAAAAACAGAGGAUGAUCGACAGCUUACAGGGAUGAAACACACAGACAGCAGCAAUCACCUUACUGGACCCGCAUCUCCUGACACUGAUGGGCCUAAUGAAAGCCACAAAGCCACAUCUCCUGCUCUUGCUCCAUGCUUCAAUAAUUUCUUCAACAGUAUGUCUGCUUUAAGCUCUUCUUCAGCACCUGCCAGACAGGGCUCUCUAGGUCUGGUAAACGAACUCUCCAGCCGAAAUAUUAGUACCUUGAAUCCGUACCAUGUCAGCUCAGCAUCUGACGCAGGUGGGCCGAGUGACCUCCAGGACAGUGUUCAAGUUAACCGUGGGAUGUACUAUAACUCUUUUACUGGGGGCCAGAGCUCCCAGUUCAGUGGACACUUCUACAAUAGUUUCAGUGUAAACAGUCUUAUUUACCCUCGAGAUGGAACGGAGUUAUAAAAGCACGAAUGCCUACAACAACAUCUAAGCUAAUAACGCCAAUGUCCACUAAGUGUGACAAACAAAAAAGGUUUUGUAUUUCUGUAGCUUGAUCAGCAGACUAUAUGCAGAUAACCUUGUUAAUGCAGCACACAUCAGACCUUUAUGCAUAAACUCCAAAAAAUGAUUUAAAUAUUAAGUACUUUGUGUUAAAUUAGGUCUAUUCUGAGACAACUGUAAUUACAUUUUCUGUUUUAUUUAACUGAAAUUCACUGUAAAAAAGAAAAGUUGGAUCAACUUUUUAAAAAAUGUUGGUAACACUUAUGAAAUAUUUAGUUUUAAACUUUUUUAAGUUUUACCAAUUUAAGUUGAUCCAACUUUUACUUUGUACAGUGUUCAUGUGCCAUUUGUCCAUGCAGUAGUUUCAAUAAAUUUGUCCUUUAAAUUUGAAUUAGUAAAGGUCUGAAACAUUUGAUGGCUUUGAUGGAGAAAUUGCCUUAGUUUCCAUGAUUGCCAAAAUACAGUAUUGUUCAACAUUGAAAUCAAGUUCUUGAGUUUGUCGACCUCCUUAUUUGAGACUUUUGUAUUUUUGUACUUUUGUAAAAGUUGUUUUCUUGUAGUAGUUUAAACUAUUUAUAAUAACUUAUGUAUUCAUGCAGUUUUUAAAAAAAAUGUAUAUCUCUUUUUUUAAAUGUCUACUCCAUAAUAAGUGAAAUUGCCCAGCAUGCACUAAAACUUUACAUAUUUGAUAAUCUUUAAAUUCAGUUACAAGUCACUACAUUUAAUGUUUAUUUUCCAUAAUUUUUGAGAAAAAUACUUUUAAGGAAAUAAAAAAUCCAGUAACAAAUUUAACAGUUGUUUUGUUUGUUUCUCUGUACUUCAAAAAUAUGGAAAUAUGGCCUGUAAAUAUCAAGGUUUAAACUAAAAAAAAUGUAAUAUCAGAAUUGUACUUUUAACCACAAUCUAUGUCUUAUUUAUGCUAAAAGGGUUAAAUUAUGUAAGUCAAACAUGCAACAUUUUGGCUGCUUGAAAAGUGCCUUUGAAUUAUUUCAUUUUUCAUGAUAUAGUCAUUGUUCAUUAUUUCAAUAUUUUCACACUUCUUAGCGUAAAGACAAAAAUAUAUAAAUGACAACAAAAAAAUUAAAUCCUAAACAGGCUGUGUCAAAGUAUGCUUGACAUUUUUUAGUUAGAGAGGUUUGGAUAGCAUGGACACUGACUUUAUUACAUUAUGAUUAGUUUUAUUUCAAAGAAAUAAACUAAUAUUUUAAUUGAAAGUGCCAACAUGCAUUAAAGCAAUGCCUCAUCAUAUAGCUAAAUUACUAUCUCAAAACAGUAUCCACAUAACAUUGCUAUGUGAUGUAUAAUAUCAGCAUCAUCAUUGUUCUGUGCUCAGGUGCAUUUUGUGUUUCAGUGUCAAUACAUUGUUCAAUCAGUGGUGGUUCAGUCACCUCAGAGGAAGACAUGUCUGAAGCCUCGGUCUUAUUUCUCACAGAAACAAUACAACCAUUGUUUCUUUGUAUUUCACAAUAGCUAUUACUGUACAGUGUGUUUUCAAAGACAAUAAAUGUGACUAGAUUCUAUAUU